Molecule: messenger RNA, 2547 nt
Organism: Penicillium concentricum
Lineage: Eukaryota; Fungi; Ascomycota; Eurotiomycetes; Eurotiales; Aspergillaceae
Exons: 8
Coding region: 1-2547 (848 amino acids)
Molecular function (GO): lipid binding
Source: RefSeq, a predicted model, not a curated record
AUGUCUGUGAACGUUCCCACCGACUCUAAGCAGAAGGAGAAGGAUAUCAACCAGAAGCUUCAAUUGUUUGGUAUCUACCAUGCCUUCAAGAAUAGCAAGCUCCCCUCGAACAAGCAAUGUGACAUCGCUUUGAACAGUGCCUUGAACUCCAAGGCCCUCAGAUCUCCAUCUAAGGAGCUCUCAUCCGACGGAAAGACCCUUGUGGCAGAUGUGCGCAAUGUCAUCGAUGCAGCUAAGAAGAUGCUCUUGGUCAAGAACGAGGGUGAACUCCUGCAAGACUUUAUCUGGCAAGCCCAGAAGAUUUCAGGUGAAAAUGUCGAGGGCAAGCGCCCCGGGCUCCCUAUCGACAAGGAGAGUAGUCAGCAAGAUGCGAGCAGGGCCGUUGAUGGCCUGAAGACCCUGGGCACACUCAUGAUCACCAACGGAGAGUUUAGAAAACUAUUGAACGAUGCCAUCACUCUUGGCAAAGACAUUGCUGCCGAUGCUUCUCAAAAGGCCGCCAACCAGGUCCGCCCCUCGCAAGAGGACCUUUCGCAGAUCGACCAAGCUGCAGAGGACAACGUCUGGCACGAGAAGCCCAAUAUCUCCAAGGAUGACCUGAAGUCCAGAAUGAAGAAGAACAAGGCUAAGGCUGAGAACGAAGGUAUUGAGGCAGUCGCUGAAGAUGAGACUGGCACGUCACCGCAGAACAAGAGCAAGGAAUAUUCCGACAAGACUAAGAGCUACUUGUCCGACAAGAUUCCCAAGGAGCGUCGCGAGCAGACCGUCUGGCGUCUGAAGAAGAUGAUCAUUGAGAUCCAGGGUCAUGCUGACUACCAGCAAGCUGUCGAGACCUUGUUGAGCAUGGCUGAGCAAUACGCCGGACACUCCAAGGACAUCUCCAAGAAGGGCAGCAGCUCUGCCCGUGACGUCUUGAAGACCGACAAUGUCCAGGCUGUUCAGUACAAUUUGCGCACCCUUAUCGAACGCUUUGCCAACCACACCUCUCUGGACAGCUUCUUCGAGUCGCUGAACACCAUUUACCGCAAUGCCGAGAGGGACCCUGAACUCCGAAACUGGUUCACGAACGUCGACAACUUGAUUCGCAAAUCUCUGCGCGAGCAAGGCUUCAUCAUGGAGGACGAAUGCAACCGCCAGUGGAACGAGAUUUACGAUAAGGGCCGUUACCUCCUGCGUGAGCGUUACCGUGGUGACGCCGACCGUGUUGUUGACGAGGCCAAGUUCAUGGCCGAUCAGUUCGAGAAGGACCCGCAGAACCAGGCCCUUGCUGAGUCGUUCCAGAAGCUAUUCAAGGAUCUGGGCCACGACGCUAGUGGCAAGGCUACCUUCAAGCCGGAUCUCCUUCGGGAUCUCCGCGAUGUUAUCAUUCCCAGCAUCUUCGAGAAUGUCCGCUACGUUCCAAUCCCCCGUAUUGAAGUCUCGGACCCAAUGGUCGAUGUUGUGGUCGAGAACCUGUGCAUUGAGGGUGACAACCUGAUGCCCAAUGUUAUCGAGUUCGGCAGCGACAACUACUUUCGCUGGGGUCGCAAGAAGAUUACCAACAAGCGUGAUAAUAAGAUCAUGAUUUCCAUGUCUGGCAUUCAGGCUGAUCUGCGCGAUAUCAGCUACUACAUCAAAAAGAAGGAGGGCUUCCCCGCCAUCACCGAUCGUGGAAUCAUGGACAUCUUCCUCGGUGGAGAAGGUCUCAGCGUCAAGAUCGCCGCUUCGACUGCCCAGAAGAACGACAAGGAGCACUUUGUCAAGUUGGACAGGGUGUCUGUGUCCAUCAAGCACAUGGAUAUCAAGCUGAGGAAGUCCCGCCACAAGCUGCUCUUCAACGCCUUCAAGCCCAUGCUGUUCCGCGUGGUCAGACCUGCUCUGCAGAAGGUGGUUGAGGGUCAGAUCCGCGAGGCCUUCAGGAAGGGCGACCUUUUCGCCAAGGACAUCCACACCGAGGCCAUGCGUGCCCAGGAGGCCGCCCGCGAAGACCCCGCGAACGCGCCCACGAUCUUCUCCCGCUACGCCGAUGCCAUCCGAGCUCGCACUCAAGCCAAGGCCAAGCAGGCUGAGAACGUUGCCAAGCGUGACACCACGGUCCAGACUGUUAUGACUCUCCACGAUUCCAUCUUCCCUGACAUCCAGCUCCCCGGUGGUGUAUCCAACAAGACCACCGAGUAUGCUGAGCUGGCUGCCAAGGGCGAACGCUGGGAGUCCCCCAUCUUCAGCCUCGGCAGCGCAUCCGAGUCCACCGGCAUCCCGUCCGGCGGCCCCAUCACCAAGAAGUCUCACGGUGCCAGCACCCAAGGCGCAGGUGCCGCCGGAGUUGCUUCCGCCGGGGGUGUCACUGGCGCCACCACAGGCGCCGCUCCCGUCAUUGCCAAUGGUACCAACGGACAUCCGGCCCGUGGCUUCUCCGAUGAGGUUGACCAAGCUUUCGUCAAUGGCAAGCCCCAGAACUUGGGUGACGCCAUUAAGCAUGGCGCCAACGGCACCAAUGGCGUUAACGGCAUCACUAGUGGCACUGUUACUAACGGUACUGCCGUCAACAAUAUCGGAACUACCGUCUAA